Molecule: messenger RNA, 1846 nt
Organism: Vigna umbellata (rice bean)
Lineage: Eukaryota; Viridiplantae; Streptophyta; Magnoliopsida; Fabales; Fabaceae
Gene: SRS
Product: Seryl-tRNA synthetase
Biological process (GO): seryl-tRNA aminoacylation
Molecular function (GO): ATP binding; serine-tRNA ligase activity
Source: RefSeq, a predicted model, not a curated record
UGUUUACACGAAUAUAUGAAUUGAGGAUAAAUGGAAGGUUAGGCUCUGCCACAGACUCUGGAAAGCAGAGAGAAAAGGAUGAUGAUGAUGAUGAUGACGGGUUUACUGGGUUGUUCUUGCCAGAACCAAACAACUCUGAAACUGCCUUCAAUUCCCACUUUCUCUUCCUUACCUUUCCUUUUCAAAAAUUCAACCUUUUCUUUCCACAAAUCGUCAUUGCCACGUCCCAUCAAAGCUCUCUCUUCUGCCAUCCUCCAAACAGCUACUCCUAAGGCCCCUCAAGACCAGGGUGUCAAGCUUCAAUGGAAGGCCACGGUGGACUUCAAGUGGAUAAAGGAUAACAAGGAAGCUGUUGCUGCCAACUUAAGGAACCGUAACUCUGACGCUGAUUUGGAUCUUGUUCUCCACCUUUAUGACGAAAUGCUUACUCUUCAGAAGGAAGUUGAGAGGGUUCGUGGAGAAAGAAAUGCAGUUGCUAACAAGAUGAAAGGAAAAUUAGAUCCCUCUGAGCGUCAAAGAUUGAUUGAGGAAGGGAAGACUUUGAAGGAGGGACUUGCUGCUUUCGAAGAUGACCUAGUGGAGCUUAAUAAUAGGCUUCAGCUGGAAGCACAGUGUAUACCAAACAUGACACAUCCUGAUGUUCCAAUAGGAGGCGAGGAUUGUUCCACCAUAAGGAAAAUGGUUGGCAGUUCUCCAAAUUUCAGCUUUCCUGUCAAGGAUCAUCUCCAACUAGGGAAGGAGCUUGAUCUAUUUGAUUUUGAUGCAGCUGCAGAGGUCAGUGGGUCAAAGUUCUACUACCUGAAAAAUGAAGCAGUUUUGUUAGAGAUGGCUCUUGUAAAUUGGACACUCUCUGAAGUGAUGAAGAGAGGCUUUACUCCAUUAACAACCCCUGAAAUUGUGCGAUCCUCUGUUGUUGAAAAAUGUGGAUUCCAACCGCGUGGAAAUAAUACCCAGAUUUAUUCCAUCGAUGACAGUGACCAAUGCCUCAUCGGCACUGCAGAGAUUCCUGUUGGUGGCCUUCAUAUGGAUUCUAUACUCUCUGACUCUUUCCUACCUUUAAAAUAUGCGGCAUUUUCUCAUUGUUUCCGAACGGAGGCGGGUGCUGCUGGCACUGCUACAAGAGGUCUUUAUCGAGUUCACCAGUUCAGCAAGGUUGAAAUGUUUAUUUUCUGCCGCCCCGAAGAGAGUGAACAUUACCACCAUGAGCUGAUUAAAAUUGAAGAAGACCUCUUCUCAUCCCUGGGAUUGCAUUUUAAAACUUUGGAUAUGGCCUCUGCAGAUCUAGGUGCACCUGCCUAUCGUAAAUUUGAUGUGGAGGCAUGGAUGCCUGGUUUAGAAAGGUUUGGUGAGAUCUCUAGCGCUUCAAAUUGCACAGAUUAUCAGAGUCGUCGUUUGGGAAUAAGGUAUCGUCCUGCAUCAGAAGCACAGGUGACAAGUGGAAAAAAAUCUAAAGGCAAUCUUGCUCCACCACAGUUUGUUCACACAUUAAACGCAACAGCUUGUGCAGUACCACGGAUGAUUAUAUGUUUGCUUGAGAAUUACCAACAAGAAGAUGGAUCUGUCCUUAUCCCCGAGCCCUUGAGGCCUUUCAUGGGUGGCCUUAGUGUCAUAUCCAGAAAAUCAUUGUAAGUGAUCACAGUCUUUGUUUCCAUUUGGAGGAUGCUGUUGCGGCAGAGUAUACUAUGGUGAUAGAUGAGUUGAAUCAAUUUUCAUCAGAAUGAUAUUUUUACAAAUGAUCUUACUGAUUUUUUAUCCUUACAAACUAGAGAUUUUGUAUUGUUACCCUUUCUUCCUCUGGAAUGUAGCCACACAAAUUUGAUAAUGCAACGUGUAUGUAAUUUUUUUA